This is a messenger RNA of Danio aesculapii, 2902 nucleotides long. RefSeq names its product cholinergic receptor, muscarinic 4a (gene chrm4a). Gene Ontology annotation, molecular function: G protein-coupled acetylcholine receptor activity. The transcript has 2 exons. The coding region runs from base 286 to 1827 and encodes 513 amino acids. Gene Ontology annotation, biological process: regulation of locomotion; adenylate cyclase-activating adrenergic receptor signaling pathway. Gene Ontology annotation, cellular component: plasma membrane. Lineage: Eukaryota; Metazoa; Chordata; Actinopteri; Cypriniformes; Danionidae. The record is from RefSeq and is a predicted model, not a curated record.
CACAUCUGGCGGAUUGUAAACCGACUCGUUCUAGACAAAAGCAGUCGCUCGAGGUGCGCUUAGGUGAGCAGCAGUCGCGAUGGUCAGAGUCUCAAUCAGCGUCACACCGCUGGCCAGAGCCGCGCGCGUCAAGAGCGCAUGAUGUGAAAAACAAAGUGUUCCCGCGCAACAUGAGGACAGCCCUUCUAAUAAUCGCUAGGAAAAACUUGACGGAGUGAAAGAGGAAGGCUGGAUUCCUCUUUCUUUUUUCUUCUGGCUGGCUGAGCAUUUUUAAAACCAUGCAACAUGAAUGUAACUAACAGCACUGGAGCAGAGGGACUCGCGCCUUGGAACUUCAACGGCUCUUUGAGCAAUGUGUCCAGUGAUGCCAACUUCAGCUGUGACAGCGGCAGCGCCAAUGGCUCAUGUGCAGCGGUUGAAGGGGACGGUGAGAGCCCGUAUAAAACGGUGGAGAUGGUCUUCAUCGCACUGGUCACUGGAUCUCUGAGUUUCGUCACCGUUGUGGGCAACAUCCUCGUCAUGCUCUCAAUCAAGGUCAAUCGACACCUACAGACGGUCAACAACUACUUUCUUUUCAGCCUGGCCUGUGCAGAUCUGAUCAUCGGUGUGUUCUCCAUGAACCUUUACACCGUCUACAUCAUCAAGGGCUACUGGCCGCUUGGCCCAGUAGUGUGUGACCUGUGGCUCGCGCUGGAUUACGUGGUCAGCAACGCUUCAGUCAUGAACCUGCUAAUCAUCAGCUUCGACCGAUACUUCUGUGUGACCAAACCCUUGAGUUACCCCACACGCAGAACCACUAAGAUGGCCGGCCUCAUGAUUGCCUCCGCCUGGAUCCUGUCCUUCAUCCUGUGGGCUCCUGCUAUCCUGUUCUGGCAGUUUAUCGUCGGAGCCAGAACCGUAGCACCUGGCGAAUGUUACAUUCAGUUCCUUUCCAACCCUGCGGUCACAUUUGGCACUGCCAUCGCUGCAUUCUACCUGCCGGUGGUCAUCAUGACAGUCCUUUACGUGCAUAUCUCUCUGGCAAGCCGCAGUCGUGUGUCCAAACAGAAGCCUGAAGCCAAGAAAGAGAAGAAAGCCCAGAAAUCUAGCGGCCUGCUCAAGAGUCACAUCUUGAAGCAGAACAACAAUAACCAGUCUCCUCCUAAGCCCAGCCUGGACACCUGCUCCACAGUGGACACCAUGAAGAACGGCAAACUGGACGAGUCUGUGGUGUCCGCUAAAGCCGACUCUUGCGUGCAGCCGGAGGAAAAGGAGAGCUCCAAUGAUUCCAGCACGGCCAGCAUAGCACCAAAAGAGCCCAAAGAGCGAGCAAACAGUGAGGCCACAUCAGACGCAGGCCUGACCCCUGUGCCAGCAGCUGCACCUAAACUCAACCCUCAAUCCAAAUGGUCCAAAAUCAAGAUAGUCACCAAACAGGCAGGAGAUGAAUGCAUCACAGCCAUUGAGAUCGUCCCACCGAACAGCACCGGCGAGAGCCGCUCCAUCCCUGUGAGCCGUCCCCGCACUGUGGCGCGCAAGUUUGCCAGCAUCGCCCGCAGUCAGGUGAAGAGGAAACGGCAGAUGGCGGCGCGAGAAAAGAAAGUGACAAAGACAAUCUUUGCCAUCCUGCUGGCCUUCAUCAUCACAUGGACACCGUACAAUGUAAUGGUUUUAAUUAGCACGUUCUGUCAGUCGUGUGUUCCAGACACAGUCUGGGCCAUUGGCUACUGGCUCUGCUACGUCAACAGCACCAUCAACCCCGCUUGCUAUGCACUAUGUAACGCCACCUUCAAAAAGACCUUCAAAAACCUGCUCAUGUGCCAGUAUAAGAACAUCGGCACCAGAUGAACUGAGGAAUGAAGCAGUCUGCGGAGACAAAGGGUAUGAUAUAGAAGGCUGUCCGGGCUCUUUUGGCCCCAAUAUCUUUUUGAAGCUUUGGAAGGUAUUGCGCAGUUCUUUGUGAGGCUUCAUAGUGCUCAAUCAGUGAGUCAUAAUCAAUGUUUCAUGUAUUAAGGGAUCACUGUUUGCAAGAAGAUGAUGGAGCUCUCACAAGAGACUGAAUCACAGACCAAGUCUUAAAACAAAUGACUUUUCCAGUAAUCUGAUCAUUGCUGGAGCUCUGCACUACAGAAACGUUAAGAUCAACUGCAUAGAGAGAUUUUCAGCAAACAUAAACUAAAAGAAACUUGGUGAACGAAGGGAUUUUUUCAUUCGUUUUUAUUCCCAGUACAGCACAAAUGGUAUCAAUCAAGUUUCUUUUGGUUAGUAUUACCACUGUUUCUGACCCAGAUUCUCUGCAAACAUCAUACAGAGGUGAGGAGGACGAUGGGAGGACAUAUCCAAAUAACUUAUGGAAAAGAUUCCCGCUUGACGUCCCAGAGUGAGUUCAGAUUUGCUAUACCUGCACCUUCCACUUUUCCAAUGAAGAAGACUGAAGCUGCUCGCUGACCUCAACAGCUGUGUUGUUCAUUACAUUCAUAAAGGCAAAUUCAGGGCAUGUGGUUCAGACUGGGAGAAGCUAGACAUCAUGAUCCUCUUAGCGUGAUCCUCUUGAGGUUCUGGAAUAGGUCAGAACUCAAAAGGAUCUUCUCAAUGGAUUGGGAAAGGCAUUACAGAUUUUAUAUGGGAUGAGACACUCUAUACUGAGCUGAGAAAUGUCACUGUAAGGGUUUGAUCUUACAGAGGUGUGUACUGUAAAUAUGUUAAGAUAUGAUGAAUAUAUGCUCUUGAAAGUAUUAUUUCUUCCCUGCAUUUAAUGUCUGGAUGUUUGUGUUCCUCUUGUAUUUAGUUGGUGAUCUUCAUGUGAUUUUACAGAUUAAAUAUUAAAUGUAUUGUUGUCUGUAUGCAAAAUUGCUAAAAAAUCAUUUAUAAUUUGUGAUACAGUAUACUUGGGAAAAAAAAUAGGAAACGACUAGUGCAUUUA